UCUGCUAAUGCAGGGGAACCGAACCAGGCGGGGAGAGCUCGAAGCUCACAGCUAUGGCGCCCACUUCAACAACGGCAUUCGCCCAUUCAAUCCCCAGGUUAGCUUCGGCGUCAAGGCUGAAGCUUCCAUUCAUUUGCCACGGACCCAUUUCAUGUUCUUCUUCUUCACUUGUCGCCGCUCGCUUCCUCCGCAACUGCGUCCUGCAAGAGCCUGCCCAGGACAUGUCAACUUACAGGGAGAAGUUCUCCCAGAGAAUGGCCAUGGCGGGGCUCAAACCCCACCACCGGAUUGCUCUGGGUGUGUCAGGAGGCCCUGAUAGUAUGGCACUUUGUGUGCUGGCUGCUGCUUGGAAAACCGCUGGCCCCGAUUCCACUACUAGAACCAACGGGUUUAUUGAUGGGCUGUUGGCAAUAAUUGUCGAUCAUGGGCUUCGCUUGGAGAGUGGGGAGGAAGCCAAAACUGUGCAGCAACGGGUUUCUGACAUUGGAAUCAGAUGUGAGAUUGCCCGUUGUGAGUGGACUGAUGGGAGGCUGAAACAAGGGCACCUGCAAGAAGAAGCCAGGGAAAUGAGGUAUCAAAUAUUUCAGAGACUUUGCAAUCAACAACAGUUCGGUGUCCUUCUUAUUGCACAUCAUGCAGAUGACCAGGCCGAAUUGUUUAUUAUUAGGUUAUCACGCAAUAGCGGCGUGCUUGGACUUGCUGGCAUGGCUUUGACCUCAGAAUUGUUCUCCAAAUUCAUGCACUCUCGUAUUAUGGACUUGAAUCAUGGGAUUCUUGUAGUUCGACCCCUUCUGGAUUUCACCAAAGAAGACUUAUAUGAGAUAUGUCGAGCGGAUCGGCUGGACUGGGUAGAAGAUCCGACAAAUCGAAGUCCAUCAUAUGUCCGUAACAGGAUUAGAAUGUCCUUGCAAAAUUUCUCAUCUACAAGCACCUUCAUGUCCGAACUGCAAGCUCUCAUCUCUGCUUGUCGAAGAACGCGCAUAUAUGUAGACAAAACUUGCUCUGACCUGAUAAGCCGGUCUCUAACUAUCACGGAUCUCGGGUAUGCAGUCAUUGAUCUACCAGUCCUCAAUGCUUCGAAAGUUGAUGAUAUAUCGUUGGCAAAAUUUUGUUCUAUAGUUGUACAGUUCAUCUCACAAAGGCAUCGACCAGUUCGAGGUAGCACUUCAAAGUUGCUACUGAAUUACAUCCGUACAUUUCCAUGCAAGACUUCCCUUACUGCUGCUGGUUGUUACCUUUCUCCUGCUCCGGGAUCUAAAGGCACUAAGGUCCUCGUCUGUUGUUCAGUCAACUGCCCUUUGCCUUCGAAAACAGAACUGUUCUGUUUGGAAGAUAGCAAAGAAGACCAUGAAGAUGAUUUCAUCUCAAACGAAUUGCAGGGAAUUAUUGAUCUUGCAAAUUCAUAUUCAGAUCUCUAUUGUCCCGAUGCAUCAGAUGUGCGAUUUCUAGAUACCUCAAGUUCAGUUCUAACUGAAGCCAAAAGACUGAACAUGAUCAGUGAGUCUACCUAUAGAAGUAUUCUCUCAAUGCAGGAGGAAGAAAUGAAACGAUUCAAGCCCAAGUAUGAUUCUGAUUAUGAGCGAAAAUCACUUGUGGGAUCUGCCAACUCUUCUGAGGCCAAACUGCUAGAACCAGGUCAGACGGGAAAAUUCAUGAACAGAUUCAGUAUUUCGUGGAGAUGGCAUGAGGAAUUUGCUGGUAAUUGCUGUAGAUCAUGUCUGGUCGGGCAGAACAAGGUAGCUGUGAAGGUUCGCCACAUGGAGGAGCGUGAUUGGCUGUAUCUCUCUCAGCUGUCGAGAGAUCAGAGUUCAGAAAACGGUUUGGCCAAGUCAUGUUUAGACCGUGCGAUAUCAGCAGGUCAUUGUCUCAGAUUUUUGAAAGCUCUUCCUGCGGCUGCUCGGAAGAGCUUGCCUGUCCUAGUCGAUUCCGAUGGACUUCUGCUAAGCAUCCCGAUUAUUGGCUUCAAACAUUGCCCUUUAUUGGAGGUAUCAUGCAAGUGGAAGCCAACAGUGCCACUUGGAGGAGGACACAGUUCGUUUAUUUAAUCAUCCUUCUGCAGAAAUUAACUCCUUUUCAGCAAUGAGCAUAUUGUAACCUCGGUUUAGAUAGUUGCCUCAGUGAAAAAGUAGACUCGAGAAAUAGGAGGAACCCCGAUUUUGUAGCUUCCAUUCUACGAUUCAACCCGAACCCAAUGUGGAAUGUAUGAAUACAUAAGAAGUCAUAAUUUUGAUUAACAUUGACACGAGUGUCCUUGUAAAUUCUCUCAUUGUAACAUUGACAUAAUCAUCCGCAGGGUAAAUUCUGUCA
Molecule: messenger RNA, 2307 nt
Organism: Punica granatum (pomegranate)
Lineage: Eukaryota; Viridiplantae; Streptophyta; Magnoliopsida; Myrtales; Lythraceae
Source: RefSeq, a predicted model, not a curated record